Saccharomyces paradoxus is the source of this 1779-nucleotide messenger RNA. RefSeq names its product Vht1p (gene VHT1). Bases 1 to 1779 code for a protein of 592 amino acids. The transcript has a single exon. Gene Ontology annotation, cellular component: membrane. Gene Ontology annotation, molecular function: transmembrane transporter activity. The record is from RefSeq and is a predicted model, not a curated record. Gene Ontology annotation, biological process: transmembrane transport. Lineage: Eukaryota; Fungi; Ascomycota; Saccharomycetes; Saccharomycetales; Saccharomycetaceae.
AUGACAGCUUCGAACAAAUCGUGGAGGAGCUACUUCCCUCAUUUAAGAAAACUACCCGAAGAUGAUCAGUGUUUAUACUCAGAUGAUACCAACUCCAGUAUCAUUGCUGAAGAAGAACUACACCACAGCGUAGAUAAGUCUUCAAAGACCGACGUUACUGCAGAAACUACUGCUGUAGAAUCCCAUCCUCAUAACUUAAGACAUGAUCUGCCAUAUGAAGUGAGAGAUGAAGCCGGACGUAAAUGGUGGAAAUACUUCGACGAAUUCGAAUAUCGUGUUAAUAAGGAGUACAAAAAAUCACGUAAGUGGUAUGAGUUUUUGUACCCUAAUCAUACCACUCAAACCAAGGCAGAAAGAAGACUUCUUUACAAACUAGACGUUAUCAUUGCUUUGUACUUUUUUAUGCUAUGUUGGUCCAAGUCAGUGGAUUUGAAUAACUACACCAACGCAUAUGUUUCCAAUAUGAAGGAGGAUUUAAACAUGAAAGGUAACGAUUACGUUUACACUUCCACUAUUGCUAAUGUCGGUGCCAUUGUCUUCCAAUUACCAUUUAUGUACCUGUUGCCAAGAUUCCCCUCUCAUAUUAUUUUGCCUGUAAUGGACUUGGGCUGGACUUGGUUUACAUUUGCAUGUUACAGGGCAAACUCUCUAGCUGAAUUAAGAGCCUACAGAUUUAUAUUGAGUGCAUUUGGCGCCGCUUACUACCCAGUGUCCCAAUAUAUACUGGGUUGUUGGUAUGCUCCAGAUGAAAUUAAUUCAAGAGUCUGUUUAUUUUUUUGUGGGCAGCAGUUGGGAUCUGUGACUUCUGGACUUUUACAAAGUCGAAUAUUCAAAAGUUUGAACGGCGUCCAUGGUCUAGCAGGCUGGAGAUGGAUGUUUUUGAUUGAUGCCAUCGCGAUUUCCCUUCCCACAGCUAUUAUUGGAUUUUUUGUUAUUCCCGGUGUGCCAUCAAAAUGUUACUCUUUAUUCUUGACCGAAGAAGAAAUACGAAUUGCAAGAGCUAGAAAUAAGAGGAACCAAAUCAAAGAUGGUGUCGAUAAAAGUAAGCUAGUCCCACUAUGGAGCAGUAAGCUUUGGAAGAAAGUGUUUUGCACACCAGCAUUUUGGGUACUUGUUGUUUUCGAUACGUGUUCGUGGAAUAAUAUGACCGCCUAUAGUGGUUCAUAUACUUUGUGGUUAAAGUCUAAUACCAAGUACUCUAUCGCUCAAGUGAACAAUCUGAGUGUUAUACCCGCAUGUUUGGGAUUUGCAUAUGUGAUUUUUUGCGCCUUUGGCGCAGAUUUAUUCAGGUGCAAGUGGAUAUUCAUGGUUUUUGCUGCCAUAAUGAAUACUGUUUCUUGUGCCUUACUCAUAAAAUGGGAUAUCCCUUCGAAGGCUAAAUGGUACGCUUUUUUCACCACAUAUUUCAGUGUGGCUGCGUCGCCGUGUCUGUGGUCAUUUAUUAAUGAUUUCUUAAGAUUUGAUCCUCAGGUGAAGGCUGUUACAUGGAUUGCUAUUUAUUCGUUCUCUCAAUCCACUUACGCUUGGAUUCCUACGUUGGCGUGGCCUACCGUGGAGUCACCACGUUUCAAGACUGGUUACACUGUGAGUUUAAUUUUUGGUGCUGUUUACGGUUUAUGGACGUUUGUUGUGUUGUUUUUUUACAAGAGAAACGAGAAGAAGCAUGCUCUAGGUAAUGGCAUCAUCUUGUAUGAUAGUAAUAAGGGCGAAGAGCUUCCAGAAUUUGUAAGAAAAGAUAUGGAAGAAAAAGAUGGUUACUACUAUUUGAAACGGUCUUAA